Platichthys flesus (European flounder) is the source of this 4928-nucleotide messenger RNA. RefSeq names its product myogenesis-regulating glycosidase-like. Gene Ontology annotation, molecular function: hydrolase activity, hydrolyzing O-glycosyl compounds. Lineage: Eukaryota; Metazoa; Chordata; Actinopteri; Pleuronectiformes; Pleuronectidae. The transcript has 6 exons. The coding region runs from base 342 to 2441 and encodes 699 amino acids. The record is from RefSeq and is a predicted model, not a curated record. Gene Ontology annotation, biological process: carbohydrate metabolic process; skeletal muscle fiber development.
UGUUCACGAGCCACGGACACUUUACUCGAGCGUGGACGUGUUUCUACAACUUGUCCGCGUGUCGCACGUGUAGGAAAAUGUCUCUUUGAACCGCGGUCGUCCCCGCGUCACAGCUGAUUUCCACACAACCGGUUCCAGUGGCUCAACCGUCCCGACACGGCGACAACAGCCCAGUGCAGCUGCUCCGGACAGAUCGGCCGACAUUCAGAAACGGUGACUUGGCUAAAGAUCAGCUGGUAGACGUCUUAUUUUCACCUGCCAAUGUGAAGAUAUAUUCCAGACAUUUUCACCAGCGCUGACCUUGAGUUCUUCACCCCGGCUCCUUCCUGUCCAAACCCAAGAUGCCCACCUCUAUGCCUCCCAUCUUCAGUAUGUAUGAGAUUGUCCCGGUGGCCCCGGGGGAGCCCCAGAUGAGUGGGGCAUCAAGAAGGAAGAUGAGGGCUAAUGAGAGCCGGCCCCUGGUGUUGGCGGGGAUGUUGGGCUGUGCUCUGGUGCUGGCUGCUGUGGUUGCUUGGUGCUACUACUCUGCGUCUCUCCGUAAAGCCCAGCUGUUGAAGACAGAGUUAUUGGACCUCAACAAGGACGGUUUCAUCAUUCGUAACGAUGGAGGGGCUGUCAUCUUCACCAUGACCUUCAGGUCCGGCACCCUGGAUCUGGACUCCUGCUCGAAGGAGAAAAAUAUUUUGAGCUGCACUCAAUCCGAUUCUGGCAAACUCAACUUCUUUAUUGAGACAGUGCAGCUAAAGGACACAGUGAUGUGUUACCGCGUCCGCUGGGAGGAGCUUCAAGAAAAGCGUUUGGUGGAGCACGCCAUGGCCUAUAAUGAUUCCCAUUGGUACGGCGGGGCAGAGAUGGCCACGCAGUACUGGCCUAUCAGGUUCCAGGGGGAGGAGGAUCCGCUGCCUUUCAUCACCAGUGAUGUCUACUCCAAUCGGAACGCCUUUGGGGGAAUCCUAGAACGCUAUUGGCUGUCGUCGAAUGCAACUGCGAUCAAGAUCAAUGACUCAGUGCCAUUUCAUUUGGGCUGGUCAGAGAAGGACAGCAUGCUCAGGUUCCAGGCCCGGUACCAGGACUCUCCCUUCAAACCAGCAGAGGGAAAGCAAGCCUUACCUGAACUCAGCUAUAGAGUGUGUGUGGGGUCAGAUGUUACAUCUAUUCACAAAUACAUGGUGCGUCGCUAUUUCCCAAAGCCUAUCAAGGUCCCAUCUACUGAAGUGUUCAAACAUCCAGUGUGGUCCACAUGGGCUCUCCACAAAACAUCUGUAACUCAGGAGAAGCUGCUGAGCUACGCCUCUGACAUCACCAAUUACGGCUUCAACUGCUCCCAUCUGGAACUGGACGACCGCUACACUGCCGACUAUGGAGAGUUUGACUUUGACCCGCAGAAGUUCCCCAAUGCCAGCGGUAUGUUUGAGAAGCUGAGAGAGGACGGGUUUGAGGUGUCGCUCUGGACACAUCCUUUCAUCAACUAUGACUCCAUUAACUUCGGUGUUGCUGUGGAGAAGGGGCUGUUUGUCCGGGAGCCGAACGGCGAGCUGCCGGCUCUGGUACGCUGGUGGAACGGCAUCGGUGGAAUCUUGGACUUUACAAAUCCAGAAGCUCGUGACUGGUACUUGUCUAAUCUACGCAUGCUUAAAACCCACUACGACGUGACCUCCUUCAAGUUCGAUGCAGGAGAGACAAGCUACCUCCCCCAGCAGUUUAGCACCCUGGUCCCACUCUCUGAUCCCUCCACCUUCACCCGUCGCUACACAGAGAUGGCCAUCCCCUUCAGUGAGCGCGCCGAGCUGAGGGUGGGUUACCAGAGUCAGAACAUCUCCUGCUUCUUCAGGAUCAUUGACAGAGACUCCGUGUGGGGCUACGAGCUCGGUCUCAAGUCCAUCAUCCCAACUGUACUGACAAUUAGCAUUCUGGGCUACCAGUUUGUCUUACCUGAUAUGAUCGGAGGAAACGCAUACCCCAAUCGCACCACAGGUGGUUCAGAUGGCAAACAGGAUCUGCCAGACAGAGAGCUGUACAUCCGGUGGCUGGAGCUGUCAGCUUUUAUGCCUGCCAUGCAGUUCUCUAUACCACCCUGGGCCUAUGACAAUGAGGUGGUUCGGAUAGCGCAGAAGUUCACGGAGCUCCACGAGACUCUGGUGGCACCAAGGGUUCUGGAACUGGCAGGUGAGGUUCUCGACACAGGAGACCCGAUCAUAAGACCUCUUUGGUGGAUCGCCACUAAUGACGAGGCAGCCUAUAAGAUCGACUCCCAGUUUCUCAUCGGGGAUGACCUGAUGGUGGCUCCGGUGUUGGAGCCAGGCAAGCAGGAGAGGGACAUCUAUCUGCCAGCAGGACGCUGGAGAAGCUACAAGGGGGAACAUUUUGAUAAAGGCCCCAUUCACCUCACUGACUACCCUGUGGACCUGGAUGAGGUAGCUUUCUUUACAUGGGUUCACUGAAGACGUUAAACAUGAAAGACACAUAAACUCAUAAACGCACAUGCAUUUUGUAUGAUCAUCUACAUUCUUUUGUGUGCACAUAUGCCAGGAAAUAGUCAAAAAUGUUGAUUUUCAAAAGGGAAAAGACUACCUGGGAUCUGUUUCCACAGCAGAGAGUUUUUUGUUAACGAUUAACUUCAUGUCUUCUCCGACCUGGGGCCUUGUUAAUAACCAUCGCGUACGCAUCUUUCAGAGCCUAUUUUGUGUGUACGCCACUUUUCGAGCAAACGUCAGUUGUGCAUGUGCACAGUUAUAUAAAUCUGAAUAUUAUUUUGCGUACGCCAUUUUCGGCCUUUGUGCGCACAUACAAGAUUAGUAUGUAUCCUAACUACUGUUUUAAACAAGGCCCCCUGCUCUUUAUCUGGACUUCUGUCUGCGGAUUAGAGAAACAGAAACAUCUUUCACUUCUGAUUCUCUCGUUCCAUCCUUAAGCUGAUCCUCAUCGUUAUGUGCCUUGCACAACCAAUAAUAAAACCGAUCUUAGAUUGUACCAUCAACCAGACAGCAGUCUUCCACCUGAAGGACACCUAGAUAACAGUCUGUCCUUCACAGCCUGAGUCACAUGACUAAAUAAGUAUUUGUUUUAGGGUAAACAUUGGGUUUAUCUUGUUCUCUGUGAAUUUUAUUUCUUAAUUAUGCUUCGACAGGUUUUUCACUGAAUUGGUUUUAAAAACGCACUGGAGUUGGACAGAUGCCUAAACUUGUGUCACCAUGGAAACUGCUGUAUUUUGAUUUUACGGGUACUGCCUGUUAAGCUAACAUGCACUAUUUAACUUUAGUUAAAAUUAUUCAUAUAACUUAUAAAUUUGCAUUUAACAAUCAUUUAACAAUUAAUGUGUUUCUGUAUUUAAAUGCGGGGUUACAGAGGUUUGUUUUUACGUCAUCAGUCCCUGACCUGUUGUGCCAAUCUGUCGUUUCAGUGCCAAAUCUAAAAAAAACUACUGGUUCAUGCUUUUCAUCAAUUUUUAUAGCUCAGGGUAGAUUUUAAAGAGAAUUUUAAAGGUUUGUUUUAAUAUGAAUUAACUUUGUUGAUCCGCAGCAAGAAACUGAUUCAUAUUCAACUGCUACUGGUUUGCCUUGUAAAACAAGUAUUGUUCUCAAAGAUGCGAUAUUUUCUUGUGCCGUCCACGUCUGCCUUGCGACUUUAAUUUGCCUUAUCAGCUGAAUUUGAAUAUGCCGGCCGUCGCACACAGAACCAAUGAGGAAACAAAUCACACACUUCAGCACACAGUGAUAUGCUGAUGCACUGCACCUUUAUGUUUUUAAGUAGUGACACUGUGAAUGAGAUAUCUGCCAUAUGAAUAUAAUGUUUGUCCUUCUUAGCUUACACAGUGAUUAUUAGAGUAAAGCACACAACUGGUUAAGUCAUCUAAUAGCUGUUCUUGAAAAUAAUUCUACCAUAUAAGAUGGAGUCAGCACUGGUUUUAAAUGUUAAACUUACUAACUAUAUAAAUGUGAUGGGACUACAGCACGCUUCAUGUGUUUUUUAUUGUUUUUGUUUGAUGACAGUCCUGAUGCUUUGUGGGUUUCUUCCAUCCUUGUUCCAACCACAAGGUGGAGCCAACGUCAAAAAUAUUCAAAGCUCAUACACAGCAACAUCAGUAAAUGCAAAACUUUGAUUAACAUCAGUCUGAUGUGUUUGUGGGAGACAUUUAUAGAGACUAAUUUAACUUCUGUAAGACGAUACCACAAUGUUUCACAUGUGACUAAUGUGAAAGGUCGAUAUGCACCGAUAAGCAUCAUUUAAAGGGAUUUGGAAAGUUAAAUGAAUGAUAAGUUGGAGAUGGGAAAUCCAUCCAUGUGUUACCACCGUCACUCAAGUGGUCGGGUUAAUGUUUUGUGCAGCUAUGAAAGAUAACGUGCUACCUUAUGAAAUUAGACGCCAGAGAAAACAAAAAGAUUUUAAGUAUCUUUUGAAAUGGGUUCUAAAAGGGUCCAAUAAAUGCGUUGGCCUAAAGUACAUCACAAAACGGAAGUCCGAUGUUUCCACAUGACAACAACAUUACGUUCCAUUUCAACAUUUGAUUGUUCAAUGAAUGCAUCCGUGUCAAGCAACUGUGCGAUUCCCACGGUACUUGUUUUAUCUUCAGAUUGUAUUCACAUGUGGACUGUUGGAUUCUCAGUGUGCUAGGACCCUACUGUGCACCACACCGCCUGAUUUUUCUUUUAUUUGCACUUGUAAAAAGAAACAUGAAGAAAUAAGUUAUUCUGCAAAUUCAUCCAGCUUCGUCCCUGAUCCAGAUGAAACCAAAUCCUUGUUUGUCUUUGAGUGUGUUAAAGUAACCGAAAGCAUUAAGCCAAGAGGACGACAUUGUGUUGUAAUAACCAUAAACUAUGGUGUUAUUAUUGUGUCACGUCCUGUUCCGUCUUUCAUAACAAAUCAGUUUUGGCUGUAAAUCCUGAUGUGAAACGCAGAGCUCGAGGAAUAAAACGACUCCUUGGACGAUG